Bradysia coprophila is the source of this 1584-nucleotide messenger RNA. RefSeq names its product transient receptor potential cation channel protein painless-like. The record is from RefSeq and is a predicted model, not a curated record. Gene Ontology annotation, biological process: monoatomic ion transmembrane transport. Gene Ontology annotation, molecular function: transmembrane transporter activity; protein binding. Gene Ontology annotation, cellular component: transmembrane transporter complex. NCBI's taxonomy places the organism in Eukaryota, Metazoa, Arthropoda, Insecta, Diptera, Sciaridae.
AUUUACUCGUGUAUUGAGUUAUUGGUGAAGCAUUGCGCUGAUGUCAAUCUACCAGCCGAAAAUGCAAAAACUCCAAUUCAGAAUGUUUUGGAAAAUAACCAUUUAGAUGUGGACAAUAAGAUAAAACUUAUGCACUGUUUCCUCAGUGAUGCCAAAUAUGUUGACGUGAACGAUGUGCGCACCAGGCUGAUAAAACUGUUGCCCGAUUUUGAACUAUCGCCAACACACAUUCAAAUUGACAAAGAAUGGACUGUAGAUCGUUUCUUUGAGUGCUUGCAUAAUGAAAAAGAAAUUGAAUUUUUACGAGGCAUCAGCUUCAUUGCUAUGAACAACCAAAAUCGAUUAACUGAACUGUUGACUGUCGUCAACGGUAACAUGACACUUUUGACAUUGGUCAUCGAAAAAGCAUGGAAAUUUUCUGUCGAAAAAAUUAUUCGACUGAAUGUUGAUGUAAACGCGAAAGCUGGCAGCCUUACUCCGGUUGAGUAUGCGAUCAAUGCGGGUCAUUGGGAAAUUUUGAAGCUGUUGUUGAGUUCAUCGAAAUUUGAUUUCUCUCAAUAUGAGACGCUUCUACCCACAGCCACAGUCGCACAAUACACUGACCGAAAAACGAAUAAUGAGAAGAAUUACGUUAAAUGUUUUGAAUUGCUUCUGAAUCAUUCAAAAAUCGACGUGAACGCAGUCGAUACGCUCGGCUGUACUGCCCUUCAUUAUGCCAUCCAAUACAAUGAUUCGAAAACUAUUGUCGAUGUUUUGGAGUUAAAUAAGCGACAUCAUAAAACUUCAGCAGUUAUUACAAUUUUUCUGAUUACCUACGAAAUUUUUGGUUUGCUUGGCGCGAUUCCAUUUUGGUCAUUCUCCACUCAUUAUGUCAUGUUGAAAACUGUCACCAAAAAUUUCUUCAAAUGCUUGUUAAUGUACGCUAUCAUAUUAGUCGCAUUUACAAUGGCGUUUUUCAUUUUAUUCAAUGAUGCAAACAAUUCGUCAAAUCUUUGUCUAACUGCAACCUCUAAAGCCUCUGCAAACUAUGUUUCCAAUUGCACCAACAAGACCAACCCAUUCAGUACGGUUGGUUUGGCCUUAUUUAAAGUUUCAACAAUGGCAAUUGGCGAUAUUGAUGCUGAUAGCAUAAAUUUCAACGAAAAUGAGAUAAGCUAUGCGGUUUUCGCUGGCUUUAUUCUAUUGAUUACAACUAUUCUUGCAAAUUUAUUGAAUGGCUUAGCGGUGAGCAACGCCACAGGUAUCAUUACGGAAGCGAAACAAACUGAACUGAUUCAACGUUGCACAUCUUUGACUCGCUUUGAAGAUGGAUUUUUCAAUAUUGCAUAUCGAAUUGGUCUCACAAAACUCAAAUCGAAUGUUAUUCGAGUGAGGACAAAUCAGAAUAACCGAAUUGUUGGUGAGAAUCGAAAGAAAUGUUGCGGAUCCGCUCGAAUGAGUGACAGUGUUGUGAACGAAGCAUUCAUGCUGCUGAAACGGGUUGAAAUGCAAGAGAAAGAAGUAAUUGAAAGGAAACGAAUUGAGAGACAAUUUUUGAACAUCGAAACGCUACUUGAAAAAUUGUUUCAACAAAGAUUGAAUUGA